AGGCGCGGCCCAAAUGUAUCGGCGGGAGAAACGAGCGCUAAACAAAAAAGGAAUGGCGCGGAACAAAAUUUUCAGCACCAAAACUCCAAACAAACAGACCUCUCUUCUCUCUCACACGCUCUCUCUCAGAAACCUGAAAAAAUCCCCACUCCAAGACCUAGCAGGUAGCAGCACCGCCUCCGCCUCCGCCUCAUCUCCUCCCCCAACCAGCAGCGCCGCCGCCGCUUCCUCUCCAACCAGCAGCGCCACCACCUCCUCCUGUCCCCUCCUCCAUCUCCCCCACAUCAUCCACGAUGUAUUGCCCCCGGUGGUUCAUCCAUGUGGCCCAUCCCACAUGAAUCCACCAUCUCCACGCCCCCAAGGUGGUUCCUGCAGGGAGGUCGCAUUUGGCUGCGAUUCAUCACCAAGAGCACGACCUCAUCGCUCCUAGGGAGCCACCUGCAUCUGUGCUCACCAGAUCUGCUUCACCUGAGGUUCUGGGCACCGUCGUCCCUUCUUGAAGCUCAAGACGACGUUUCUUUGUCCACUGCAAUCAACAACACAAGAUCUAUCUUCAGUAGUUAUGGUGGAAUUUGCUUAAUUCUUGUCUACUUGACCUCCCUGACAUAUUUAGCUAGAAGGUCUUGCUGAGUAAUCGGAGACACCAACAAGGUUGGCAGCAAACCAGAACAAAUUAACAAGCAAACGCACAACUAAAAGUAUCAUAACGAAUAUUUGCAUUUUAUAUUCAGACAUUUAGUAUUUCAUUAUAAGAGGCAAGCAUGGAUAAGGGAUGGAUGGAUCUGCCUAGGAGCACAACUGAGUACAGACGUGGUGUCAAUAACUUCAUAGAAUUUGCUUUUACUCAUUCAGCAAAAGGAAAUAAAAUACUGUGUCCUUGCAAGAAGUGUGUUAAUUGUUCAUGGUUGGAAGCAAACAUUGUAAUUGAACACCUGAUAUGUGAUGGAUUUAAGCAUGGGUACCGGCUGUGGAUUUUUCAUGGGGAAGCAUCAUCUUCUGCACAUUGCACUACACAUGAACAAGUUCAAGUAGAACAGAGGGCAGCUGAUCGUGAUGAAAUUCCUGAAAUGCUUAGAGAUAUGGCAUAUGGUUUAGAUCAAAUGGGGGAGGGGGGUGCUGCUGAUGGCAGUUCAGGGGAUGCCAAUAAUGAUGCCGAUGAUUUUUAUAGAUUAGUAGAUGAUGCAAGUCAGGAGCUGUACCCUGGUUGCAAGACCUUCUCUAAACUAAAUUUCUUAGUCCGUUUGCUGCAUACAAAAUUUCUAGGAGGAUGGAGUGAUAAAAGCUUUGACAUGCUACUGGACUUACUUAGAGAGGCAUUUCCUGAAGGUGCAGCACUACCUAAAAAUUUUUAUGAAGCAAAGAAGACGGUUAAAUCUCUAGGUCUUGGCUACAUUAACAUUCAUGCUUGUGAAAAUGAUUGCAUAUUAUUUUGGAAACAGUAUGAAAAUUAUACUUCCUGCCCAAAAUGUAAUACUUCUCGAUGGAAGAUGGAAAGAAAGAGUCUUGAUGGAAAACGUUUCCACAAAGUUCCUAGAAAAGUUCUUAGGUAUUUCCCAAUUAAGGAAAGACUUCAAAGACUAUACAUUAACCCAGAGAUGGCCAAAAAUAUGAGGUGGCAUGACGAAGGACGUACAAAAGAUGGAUUGCUUAGACAUCCAGCAGAUUCUCCAGCUUGGAAACACUUGGACACAGUCCAUCCUACCUUUGGUAAUGAAAGUCGUAAUAUAAGAUUAGCGUUAGCUACUGAUGGCUUCAAUCCCUUCAGAUCCUUGAAUUCUACCCAUAGUACUUGGCCUGUUAUUGCAAUUCCAUACAAUGUGCCACCCUGGAUGUGUAUGAAACAACCUAAUUUCAUCCUAUCACUAUUAAUUCCUGGUCCAACUGCCCCUGGUAAUGAUAUGGAUGUCUACAUGGAACCAUUAAUAGAUGAUUUGGAAUCUCUUUGGCGUGAAGGCAUUAGGACUUAUGAUGCUUCUAAGGGUGAAUUUUUCCAACUGCGUGCUGCAGUAUUAACCACCAUAUCAGACUAUCCCGGCUUAUGAUAUUUUCAUGGAUGCACAACUUCAGGUGAAGUUGCUUGCACUGAUUGCCACAUAGAAACCGGUUAUACAAGGCUAUCAAAGGGCAGCAAGAGUUCUUACAUGGCACAUCGCAGGUUUUUAGAUGCUGAUCAUAGAUUUAGAUCAGAUACAAAAUCAUUUGAUGGCACAACAGAAUUUAGACCAGCACCUUCCCCUCUUUCUUGUGAGGAUGUUUUGAGGCAGACAGAACAUUUAAAUGUAGUUUAAAUUUUGGUGUGAUUGAGGAUGGCAGUCAUUUUAGAAAAGAUUUAGGUGGUUCUAUUGUUGACCUAAGUGAGAAAGGGAAGUAAGUGUCAUUUGUUAUUUACUAUAUGGUACUGCUGCUACAUGUAUAUUCAUAAUGACGUAUACUCAUAAUUAUGCUUUUCUAUCACCUAGAUAAUAUAUCAAUAAAGUAAUUAUUAGUCAAAAUCUUGUCCUAGAGUACAAAAAAUUGAAUCAAAUUUUGUAAUCCGCACAAAGAUUUUCUUAGAGUAUAUACUUUUUCUAUCAUUACAAUUUCUAAGUAAUCAUAUGCAAAACUUUUAGGUUUUAUGAAAUCAUCGCAAUUUUCCGGAAAAAUACCAUUUUCUUUUUUUAAUAGAAUCAACAGUGUCAAAGUUAAAUAAUGAAGGCUGUGUUAAGCCGGAGGAAGGUGAGGAUGAGGCCAAGUCAUCAUGCCCCUUAUGCCCUGAGCGACACACGUGCUACAAUGGGCGGGACAAAGGGUCGCGAUCUCGCAAGGGUGAGCUAACUCCAAAAACUCGUCCUCAGUUCGGAUUGCAGGCUGCAACUCGCCUGCAUGAAGCAGGAAUCGCUAGUAAUCGCAGGUCAGCCAUACGGCGGUGAAUCCGUUCCCGGGCCAUGUACACACCGCCCAUCACACUAUAGGAGCUGGCCAUGUUUGAAGUCAUUACCCUUAACCGUAAGGAGGGGGAUGCCUAAGGCUAGGCUUGCGACUGGAGUGAAGUCGUAACAAGGUAGCCGUACUGGAAGGUGCGGCUGGAUCACCUCCUU
Messenger RNA from Oryza sativa Japonica Group (Japanese rice), 3077 nucleotides. Lineage: Eukaryota; Viridiplantae; Streptophyta; Magnoliopsida; Poales; Poaceae. The record is from RefSeq and is a predicted model, not a curated record.